This is a messenger RNA of Morchella sextelata, 699 nucleotides long. RefSeq lists its product as uncharacterized. The transcript has a single exon. Bases 1 to 699 code for a protein of 232 amino acids. Gene Ontology annotation, molecular function: nucleic acid binding. Lineage: Eukaryota; Fungi; Ascomycota; Pezizomycetes; Pezizales; Morchellaceae. The record is from RefSeq and is a predicted model, not a curated record.
AUGAUUAUAUUCCAUGGACAAGGCAAAAGAUUGGGCAAAGAACAAGCCAAAUACCACCCCGGUGUUCUUGUUGAGUUCAACGAUACUGCAUACAUGACGGAGGUUCUGUUCAUCAAAUAUAUUGAAAUGUAUUUGAUUCCAGCAUUGAAUGGCAAACCUUCACUAUUUGCUAUGGACCUCUGCACAUCCCAUAAGACUCCUGCCGUCCUCAAAAUCCUGCGAUCAAAACAAAUUACACCAAGCCUGAUUCCCGCUGGAUGCACUAGCUUAGUGCAGCCUCUUGAUGUCUCAAUUAACAAACCUCUUAAAGAAUAUAUACGUACAUUGACGGAGGAAGCAAUCAGGGACUGUGAGGGUGUGGAGAGGGUUGAAAAAUGGACUGUUAGUGAUAGGCGAAUACUUACUACAUGGAGUGUUGGGGACGCUUGGUAUCUUUUUGCAGUUGAAAAGGAUGAAUUGAUUAGAAGGGUCUUCCGUAAAGUGGGUCUUUCUCUCGCUGCAGAUUGCAGCCAGGACGAAGAGUUGGAUAUUAAGGGGUUCAAAAGUAUAGAAAUUGGCGACUGGAAACUAUCUGGAUCACUACCCGCAACUCUAACAACUUUCGAAAACUUAUACCAACCCGUUCCUCUUGAUUUUGCAGAUGUAGAUAUAGAACAUGAUGAGAACGAGUCUGUAGAAUUUAUAGCCUAUGGAGAAUAA